GACACUAAUCCCCAUCAAUCAACACGUAAAAGCCAUGCAGCCCUUCACUUCCACUAUAAAAAAGGAGCUAGCUAGCCCCUUUACCCUCAUCAAUAACAAUCCUCAUCUUAUACAUACAUACUAGCUCAAGCUCUCUCUGAAAUGGCGAUCAAGUCCGCACUGGCAGCAGCUCUCCUGGUGGCCCUGGUGGCCGUGGCCAGCGCCACCACCGUGACGACGGUGACGACUUCCUACGACGAGAGGGGCAGCGAGAAGUACCGGCAGUGCAGCCAGCAGGUGCAGGGGCGGGAGUUCCAGGAGUGCCAGAGCUACCUGAAGCAGAGGAGCAGGCCUUACCUGGAGAUGGAGAUGGAGGCCGAAAGCAACCCCCAGCAGCAGGAGGAGUAUGCUGAGCAAUGCUGCGAGCAGCUCAGGGAAAUGGACCGCUACCAAUGCGGCUGCGAAGCCAUCAGGCACGCCGUCCAGAAGGCGCAGCAGCAGGGAGGCCGCUCCUACCAAGCCGGCACCGAGCAGAUCUACGAGAGGGCACGCGCCCUUCCCCGCCUCUGCAACUUGAGGGAGCAGCAAUGCCGCUUCAACCUUGUCUUUCUCUAGACUCUACUUCACCAGGUUAUGUCAUGUAAACCGGUGACCCUCUUUUUCUUUUUCUUCCCGUCCUACCCUCUGUUUAUCUCCUCCAAAUAAAUAAACAACAUUUUCGGAUCA
Messenger RNA from Salvia miltiorrhiza (redroot sage), 705 nucleotides. Its product is annotated as 2S seed storage albumin protein-like. The transcript has a single exon. NCBI's taxonomy places the organism in Eukaryota, Viridiplantae, Streptophyta, Magnoliopsida, Lamiales, Lamiaceae. The record is from RefSeq and is a predicted model, not a curated record. Gene Ontology annotation, molecular function: nutrient reservoir activity. Bases 142 to 594 code for a protein of 150 amino acids.